CAGUGCGGUCAGUCUCAGCAUCUCUCCGUGAGAGCCCUAAGGUGCUGAAAUCCCACUUACAAGGUGGGGGUGCCGGUGGUGAACUGAUUCCUGAAAUUUAAUGAAUCCCAUUUACAAGAAAAGCGUUUCGUUUUUAGAUCUACCUUGAUAGUGUGAAUCUUAUGCGCUUCUGGGUGAUCGUAUCCACCACUCCUUCUCUUCGCCGCACACCACCGGAACAUUUCAGCUGGAUGUAAAGAAGAAGAAAGAGAAGAAGAAAACACCGGGAAGCGGACGGGUAUUGUUCAGUUGAACUAUCCCAGCGGCGUGCUUCUUCUAUAUUUUGGUGACUAAAAUGCGUUAAAAAAGUACUUUUAUAAUGUCGCAGUGACUGCGCUUCGAAUCAUCCACAACUUCACUUUCAAUCAGAGGAUUUUAUGGAGACCAAUUCCGUCAAGUCACGGACCACUGCGCUUCCACAAUAAGGACUUGACUGCAGUGCAAGGAGAAUGAGGAGUCACCGGGGAAGGUGGAAGCAGCAUGAGUGGCCUCUGUAUCACUGUUAGACUGACGGCCCUCAUGUUUCUAUGGAAGUGGUUAACAUUAAGCCUGCUAUUGAGCUUGUUGUUGGUAUGGGCCACGGCUGCGGAGCCUGCUGUGGCUGGCUCGACUGGCUCUACAAGGACCCUGGGCUGGCUACUGACGGGCAAGGGCCCCUUUCACCACUCGCAGGACUUUAUUGAUUUUACAGAGCGCUACCAGCAAGGAUACACCACCAAGUAUAAGAUAUACAGGGAGUUUGGACGAUGGAAGGUGAACAGCCUGGCCUUGGAAAGGCAAGUGAACAAUGGCUUUCCUUUUCCACUGGACCCAGAGUUCCUCCAGACCAUUAGGCAGCUUGGAAGAAGGCCCAGUCUCAGUGCCAUCACUGACAACAUUAUUAGGAAAUACGGAACCCACUUCCUCCUCUCUGCCACGCUGGGAGGGGAAGAGUCUUUAAUGAUCUUUGUGGACAAGCGGAAGUUGAGUCGGUCAUCUGAAUUGAGUGACACCAAUGGCACAGCAGUGCCUCUGGAGGCUCUCCACCAGCUUGCUGCCUCCUACUUCAUCGACAGGGAGAGCACCCUGCACAAGCUGCACCACAUCCAGAUUGCCUCUACUGCCAUCAAGGUGACUGAAACAAGGACAGGCCCUCUUGGAUGCAGUAACUAUGACAACCUCGACUCUGUCAGCUCCGUUUUGGUUCAGAGCCCCGAAAACAAGAUUCAUUUGCAAGGGCUCCAUGCCAUACUGCCAGAAUAUCUGAGGGCCAGGUUUGUGCAGGCAGCUCUCAACUACAUUGGCUGUAAUGAGGAGGGCCAAUUCGUGUGCCGAGACAAUGACUGCUGGUGUCAGUGUGCUGCGGACUACCCACAGUGUAAUUGCCCCAAGUUGGAUUUGAAGUCUUUGGAGGCCAGUUUGCUGCAAAUUCGAGAUUCUUGGAACAUAGCCAACCAAGACUUUGAGGAGUCAGAGGAGUUCCAGAACUUCGUUCAAAGGCUUCCCACAGUGUAUGCUUUGAACACAUCAGCCAUUGAGUACUUCUGGAAAAUGGAACCAGCUAUUAAUCAACGCUACAAACAGCUGGAGCUCAACACCCAGCAGUUUCUGAGCAAAUCUGGACGCAUCAUCAACAAGCUCUUCACCCUCAGCAAGAGGUGUCGCACCAAGCCCAAAAUCAUUAGGCUGAUGGAGAGACCUUUCAGCUACUGGCUGAACUACAUCCUCUCCAUCAUGUACUGCAGUGAAAACAACCAUAUUGGCUCAUACUUGGAGGCGACCCGAAGUUGUUCCUGUCCGUACGAGCAUACCCCCUGCCAGGGUGUAAUACCCUGCACAGUGGGUGCAGGGACCUUCUGUGCAUCCUGUUCCUAUGAAAAUCGCACCCGCUGUGCCUCAUGCAAUCAGGGUUACAUGCUGAGCCAGGGUGUAUGUCGGAAUGAAGUUCCAGACUCCAUUGACCAUUACAUCGGCUUCGAGACAGACCUGCAGGACUUGGAGUUACGCUAUCUUCUGCAAAAAUGUGAUAACCGGAUCAAUAUCCACAGUAUCUUCGUCAGCAAUGAUGUCAGGCUAAAUAACUGGUUUGACCCAUCAUGGAGAAAGCGGAUGCUGCUGACUCUGAAAAGUAACAAAUACAAGUCAAACCAUGUCCACAUGCUACUGGGGAUUUCUGUUCAAAUUUGCCUUACCAAGAACAUCACAUUGGACCCAAUGUUGUCUAUCUAUAUCAAUCCAUUUGGAGGAAGUCACUCAGAGAGUUGGAUCAUGCCCACAGACCAGAACAACUACCCAGCCUGGCAGAGGACUAAAUUAGACCUUCCCCAUGAUUGUUAUAACUGGACUUUGACUUUAGGCAACAAGUGGAAAACCUUUUUUGAGACAGUUCACUUUUAUUUGCGGAGUCGCAUCAGGGGCCCUUCAGGUAUUGGAAAUGAAACAGUGUAUUAUGAACCCUUGGAGUAUUUAGAACCUGGGCAAAAUCUAGGCCACAUGAAGAUAAACAACAUACAGGUGUAUGGUUACAGUAUGCACUUUGACCCAGAAGCGAUCCAGGACUUAAUUUUACAACUAGACUACCCAUACACUCAAGGAUCACAGGACUCAGCCCUGCUGCAGCUGUUGGAGAUCCGGGAUCGGGUAAACAGGCUUUCGCCACCCGGAGCUCAGCCUUUGGAUCUCUUCUCUUGUUUGUUACGGCAUCGGCUCAAACUUUCAACGACAGACGUUGCCAGGAUCCAGGCUGCGCUGCAGAAUUUCAGUGCCAAGCAACCCAAGCCGUUGGAAUAUGAAACAACCAAAUUAUGUAGCUAAUAAGCGGGCAGGAAGCCACGUGCCCAGAUGGCAGAAAUAUUGUUGCACACACUCUUGAUGAUGGUUAAGCGCAAUUCUGGAUUUGUGCAAAGGACGUUUGAGGGACAUGAUGUUUGAGGGACAAAAUUCACUUUUUCAAAAAAAAUCUAAAAACUGACUGCUAUUUGACAGAUGCUUACAAUAUUAUCUAACGUUGUCAUCACUCAUAGGUUGGCAAAAUGUAAAGUGCAAAAACUGCAAAACUCAUAAAGAAACCAUGAGUUCCACAAGUAUUAAACAAUGUAGUGAUCUCACAUAUAUAUAUAAACGUUUCAACACCAGCUUUUUUUUAGUACUUUUCAUUAUUUGAUCAUAUUUUGAUGUUAGGACAGUUAAUAUCUUGACGUUUUAUUUUAACUUAGAAUUUGAUUGUUAGAUAAUUUUCAGAUUUUCCUGUCAUAAUAUAAGAAUACAUUGGAAACUCUUACAAUACAUGUUUUGUAUGAACAGAACCCAUAAAUUAAGAAAUGUAUUCCACCAGAUUUACUCAGACAAAAAUACACUAUGAUCAUAAAAUUUUAGAUGUGUGUUUAUUUUUAUAAUGUUUACUGUUUGUGAAAAAAUACAGCCUACAAAAAUGUAUUAUAAAAUUUGUUAAUACACUAAAUAAAAAUCUUUUUACGUGUG
Messenger RNA from Doryrhamphus excisus (bluestripe pipefish), 3498 nucleotides. RefSeq names its product BMP/retinoic acid-inducible neural-specific protein 3-like. Gene Ontology annotation, biological process: cellular response to retinoic acid; nervous system development; positive regulation of neuron differentiation. The record is from RefSeq and is a predicted model, not a curated record. Gene Ontology annotation, cellular component: dendrite; cytoplasm; neuronal cell body. NCBI's taxonomy places the organism in Eukaryota, Metazoa, Chordata, Actinopteri, Syngnathiformes, Syngnathidae.